AACGCAAUGAGAACCUAGGAACAGACCACGGGUAGCAGUGGGCGGGGCUCCGUUUAGCUGCCUUGUUUUGUAGUCGAGAGAUCACUUGAUUCUACAAGGGAGAUCGCGAGAGGGUGGAGAUGGCAUGGUUACUUCUGUGCGUGGCCUUCCUUGUCCAAGGAGCAGUCCAGUGUCAGACUGCUGUGAUGAGGGACACAACAGCCCUAUACUGUCCACCACAACUGGACCCUGAAGUCAACAUGAACAUCAGUGAGAUCAUCUCGUUCUGGGGCUACCCGUCUCAGGAGCACGAGGUGGUCACCGAGGACGGCUACAUCCUGAGCGUCAACAGGAUCCCCCACGGCACGGAGAGCAAGCCAUCUGAUGUUCCCAGGCCUGUGGUCUUCCUCCAGCAUGGCCUGUUAGCCGCCGGGAGCAACUGGGUGACCAACAUGCCUAACGGGAGCCUGGGCUUCAUCCUGGCGGAUGCUGGCUUUGACGUGUGGAUUGGGAACAGCCGAGGGAACACCUGGUCCAGGAAGCACGUCAAACUGGACCCACGCCACGAUGCCUACUGGGAGUUCAGCUAUGAUGAGAUGGCACAGAAAGACCUUCCAGCUGUGAUAAACUACAUCACCAAGACCACGUCCCAGGAGCAGAUCUACUAUGUUGGUCACUCCCAGGGCACCACCAUCGCCUUCAUAGCCUUUUCCACCAUGCCUGAACUGGCCAGCAAAAUCAAGAUGUUCUUUGGCUUGGCACCAGUCGCCACUGUGGCAUAUACCGAGAGCCCCAUGACCAAACUCAAGUUCCUCCCAGAGUUCCUCAUAUGGGACCUUUUUGGAAGGAAAGACUUUUUUCCACAGAGUGAACUAAUCAAGUGGUUCGCCACCAAGUUCUGCAGCCACGAACCACUAAGUGAGCUGUGUGGGAACAUCUUCUUCAUCCUUUGUGGUUUCGAUGAGAAGAACCUCAACAUGUCCCGCACCCCUGUGUACACCACUCACUGCCCCGCUGGGACAUCCGUCCAGAACAUGAUUCACUGGUCUCAGGCCGUGCAUCGUGGGAAGCUAAUGGCGUUCGACUAUGGGAGAGCUGGGAACAUGGCACAUUACAACCAGUCGACCCCGCCGUUGUACUACGUGAAGGACAUGAAGGUGCCCACCGCUCUGUGGUCAGGGGGACACGACACGCUGGCUGACCCCCAGGACGUGGACCUGCUCCUCGACCAGGUCCCCAACCUAGUCUAUCACAAGCGCAUCCCGUACUGGGAGCACCUGGACUUCAUCUGGGGCCUGGACGCCCCUCAGGAGAUGUACAACAAGAUGGUGGAGCUCAUGAAACAGCACCUUUAGUACCUCCGGCCUAACCGCUCAGCCUCAGUUCUCCGCAGAGCUAUGCAAGUAGAGCGUAAUUAGAGAUUUAAAAUUUUUGUGUGAAUUUGCGUGUGUAUGUCUAUGAAUUUACCUCCUGCAUGAGCUGUGUUAACCACUGGCCUCACAUUCCGGUCAGCACCAGAUUAGAUACCAUUUUUCAGUAUUUGCGGUGACGUUGGAGACGGCUUUUUUGUAACAGAUUAACCUGGUGCUGUACUACCGGAAGGUACCACUAGAGGUAUAAAUUCUGACUGAAAAGUAAAGGAAAUUUUUUAGUUGUUUCUACAUACGUUGGUUUAGAGCAGGGGGACCCAAUUGUGCCAUGGAGGGCCAAGGUUUUCAUUCCAACGACUCACUCCACCUGCUGAGUUCACCAAUUAGUUGUGUCCUCUCUCAUUGAAGGUGUGUUAAUUAGUGAGAUCAACAUGAUCAAAUGAUUGGUUAUAAUGAAAACCUGCAUACUCGCAGCCCUCCCAUGGCACAUGAUUGGGGACCACUGGUUUAGAGGGAGAGCAGGGUAUCUUUGUUGCAUUUUAGGAUAUUUUACAAAAUAUAGACCAGUUUUGUGUUUUUAUGGAAUUCUACUAAUGUGUGAUAUUUCUGCUUUUUACUUUUUCUUCUACUUUUCUACUUUUUUUAAUGUAACCAGUGAUUUCACUUAUAUACCUGGCUAUUGCUACAUUUUUUGACAUUAUGAAUGUAAUUUCUUUGUCAGAGAUGCACAUUGUAAAAGGUCUUAUCAAAGAAAGAUCUUUUUUUUUUUUACAUGACAAUUCGGCUUUCACUAACAGCCAUGGUUCCUUCUCUGUAAAUGUAAAUCUUGACUCAAUUCUGUAAAGCUCUUUAUUUCUAAAAAACUACUUUGAAAAAAAACAAAAAACAA
Molecule: messenger RNA, 2238 nt
Organism: Conger conger (European conger)
Lineage: Eukaryota; Metazoa; Chordata; Actinopteri; Anguilliformes; Congridae
Gene: lipf
Product: lipase, gastric
Exons: 10
Coding region: 120-1334 (404 amino acids)
Molecular function (GO): hydrolase activity, acting on ester bonds
Source: RefSeq, a predicted model, not a curated record